This is a messenger RNA of Ctenopharyngodon idella (grass carp), 4699 nucleotides long. RefSeq names its product gap junction protein beta 1b (gene gjb1b). Gene Ontology annotation, biological process: cell communication. The transcript has 2 exons. Gene Ontology annotation, cellular component: connexin complex. The record is from RefSeq and is a predicted model, not a curated record. Lineage: Eukaryota; Metazoa; Chordata; Actinopteri; Cypriniformes; Xenocyprididae. The coding region runs from base 139 to 966 and encodes 275 amino acids.
CAGCCACAGUGCAGGGUUGUGGCUAGUAGCGUGUUAGUUCAUUGCAUUUGCAAAAGGGCAUGGUGAUCAUUAGUGAGGCCAUUAGCUGUUUCCUGGAAAUGUCUCUUUAUUAUUUCAGCUGAAGUCUUCAAACCAACCAUGAAUUGGGCUUCGUUUUAUGCUGUGAUCAGUGGUGUGAACCGGCAUUCGACAGGUAUUGGACGCAUCUGGCUGUCCGUCAUCUUCAUCUUCCGUAUCAUGGUGCUGGUAGUGGCAGCUGAAAGCGUGUGGGGAGACGAGAAGUCUGGAUUUACCUGCAACACUCAGCAGCCUGGUUGCAACAGCGUGUGCUACGACCAGUUCUUCCCCAUUUCUCACAUCCGUCUCUGGGCUCUGCAGCUCAUUCUGGUGUCCACACCAGCCUUGCUGGUCGCCAUGCAUGUCGCACAUCGGCGGCACAUAGAGAAAAAGAUCCUCAAGAUGUCCGGUCGGGGAAGUGAAAAGGAAUUUCAGACCAUAAAGAUCCAGAAGUUUAAGAUCUCUGGUGCUCUGUGGUGGACUUACAUGAUAAGCAUCAUUUUCCGCAUCAUUUUUGAGGUGGUUUUCUUGUACAUUUUUUACUUAAUCUAUCCAGAUAUCAAGAUGGUUCGUCUUGUGAAGUGUGACUCCUACCCCUGUCCCAAUACAGUGGACUGUUUUGUGUCCCGUCCUACAGAGAAAACCAUUUUUACUAUCUUCAUGCUGACAGUGUCUGGAGUUUGUGUCUUGCUGAACAUUGCAGAGGUUAUGUAUUUAAUAGGUCGGGCAUGUAUCAAAUAUUUUCAAGGAGCUGUAAGUCAACCUAAAGGACCUUGGCUCACUCAAAAACUGGGAACCUACAAGCAGAAUGAAAUAAAUCAGCUGAUAUCAGAGCACUCAAUCAAGCCUAGAUUCAAUGUUGGACGGAAACCUCCCACAGAAAAGAAUGAGCGCUGCUCUGCUUUCUAAACUGUUGUCAGCCUCAGAGGUUUCAUCCAACUAUCAGUAAUUAAUGAAAUGGGAAUGUCUAUAAUCAUAUUAAUAUAUUCUGAUUGAUUUACUUUUGCUCUGUGUGUUUAGUGCAUGGCUUCUCAACUCUGGUCCUCAAGGUCCACUUUUCUGCAGAGUUUAGCUCCAACCCUAAUCAAACUCACCUGAACCAGCUAAUCAAGUUCUUCAGGAUCACUAGAAAGCUACAGGCAGGUGAGCUUAAUCAAGGUUUAAGCUGAACUGUGCAGGAAAAUGCACCUCGAGGGCCAGAGUUGAAAACCCCCGUUUUAGUGGCCCCUCUACAUGUGAGAAGUGAUCAUGGGGAAAUAUAUGCUGGAGAACUGAAAUAUUACAAGUAUACAUCUUUUCCCAAAAAGCAAAAGAGAUGGGAGGACUAACAGGGCGGUCACAAUUGUGCGCAGAUGAAUGGCUUCAGAUCUUUGCCUUGUAAAUGGCGCCUAAUUAAUGUCAUUAACAUAUAAAAUAGCAUCAGUCAACGUCCAAAUCCUUUACUUGAGAAUGGUGAGCAGCAAGAAUUGCUUAGAUUUCCAAAUACCUGCAGUAUACCGACUCUCUACCAAAAGGAAAAGCGCGUAUGUCUGCUUAGACCCUGAUGCGGCAUUAAGCACUUUUCCAUGUCGAAGACCAUUUUUAUAAAUCUGAACGUUGGCAUGGAUUUUUGCUAACACUCUAAGUUCAAAUCUGUGCAUACUCACAUUUUAUAAAUGAGGCCCCAGAUUCCAUUCACAUAAACUUGCAAGGCUCACUGUGUUGUAUGAAAGCGGAGUAGAUUGUAUGUAAUACUAUUUUUAUUAUGUUAUUUAAAAUGUAUUAUUUAUUGAUAACAGUACCCCUCGACUCUACCUAGGACAAGCAGCUGAAAAAAAUAUGGAUGAAUGGAUGAAAACAGAAAUCCUAGAGUAGCGGUCAGCAUAAUUGAGCAGAGGGAUAAUUAUAGAAGCACGCUAUAACUGAUAUUUUGACUGUCUAAUAUACUGUGUAGUAUAUUAGACCCCCCACCCCCUUAAGAAUGCCAUAUUGACAAAAUAGACAUUUUUGAUUGUGUUUAUCUUUAUGUUUGAAAUACAAAUGUGCAUAGAUUUUUGGCUUAAAAUUUAAUCAAAUUGCCACUUUACAUUUUUAGUAGUUUCUUUUAUUUUCUUGUGAAAUUUAAAUGAUUUGUGAAAAUGGUGGUCUGAAAAUGUAGAAUAUUUCAUUCAAUUUUUCCAUUUGUAGUUUUAUUUUAGUUAGAUGUUUAUUUAAAGGGCAUUUUCUUAAUCUUGUCUGUCUUGCAAAACUUUGCAAGCACAUAUUUGUUGAAAAGACCAAACAAAUAGACUUGAAGCUGCAUCAUAUUUAUUUGAUUCUAAAUGCUUCUUAGUCUCACAAUGUAAAGUUAAACUAGCUAUCACAGCCUUAUCUAACACACCUUUCAUGAGUCAUACAAUCAUUAGGAAAUAAUUUUCUUUGCAGGACUUGAUGCUUGCAAAUCCUUGAUGCAGCUUUUUGCUUGUUAUAUCAACUUUGUCAUUAAAAGAAAUGCAUUAUAUUGUACAUUUAAUACGACCAUUUUAACUUCUCAAUGUCCAUGUAUUCCAAUGAUUUCAUGAUUCCGGUAAAGGGGUUAAUUAUUUAAAAAUAAACAAAUAUAAAUAAAUCUAUUUUAAAGACUUUACCAACUGUACUGAUUGUACAAAUGAAAUGUGUGAUCACAGUUGUUUUCUGCACAGCCCAAAUAUUAGGAAAGGGAUAGAAAUGCUUUACAUUAUUCAGGUCAGUCAUGAUAUGUGUAGGCUACUUUUUUUUAAACUGUCAUAACAGAGUGUUUUUUUUUUGUUUGUUUUUUUAAACCAUGUCUUUACUAGCACUGCUCUUGAAUCAGCUCAGGAUUUUCUCAUUGGCAAACGACUCUCACUUUCAGUAGCUUAUAAGUGGGGGUGUUUGGACUACAUUUGAGCAUGUUCUGAACCAAAUUUAACCCUCAGAAUGAAUAGGAAAACUUUGAACAUGAUCAUUUUAUGUCAUUGCUCACACAAAGAUAGCGCAAAUCAUUGUUUUUUGGGCCUGUUUUCAGUGUGAAUGAGCCAUACACAACUGGGGCCUCAUGUAUAAAACUUUCCAUAGAUUUCAUCCUAAAAGUGUGCAUACGCACAAAGGCCGGAUUUUGCGUAUGCACAAUCUGCGCACAUUUUUAGUUUUAUAAAACCACGCUUACGCCACAACCUGCACAAAAUUCCUUUUUUAAAACUCAGUCAGAGAAUGAUUAUGCGUACAUGCAUCUCCACCCCAUCUCCUCCCCGAAAUAACCAUAUAUGGAGCUUACAACGCCUAGAUUUACUAUGCAUAACGUCAUCUGCAUUUCAUUUCAGUCCCAUCCACGUGAUACCGUUUAACGAUAUUAAGAAAAUAUGAGUCUAAAUGCCAUUUGUGCCAUCACAUUACAUUACUAAAAAUCAUUCAGUAACCUUGUUUUAGAAUAAAUAGCUAAAUCAAAUAAAUCAUUAAUUGUAUAAAAUACUGUUCAUAGAAAGUUUUUAGAGAAUGGUUAUUCUCAUUCUUUUCCACUGGCCAAAUGUGACCCUGGACCACAAAACCAGUCAUAAGGGUCCAUUUUUUGAAAUUAAGAUUUCCAAGCUUUCCAUUGAUGUAUGGUUUGUUAGGAUAGGACUAUAUUUGGCCGAGAUACAACUAUUUGAAAAUCUGGAAUCUGAGGGUGCAAAAAAAAAAAAAAAAAAUCCAAAUAUUGAGAAAAUCGCCUUCAAAGUUGUCCAAAUGAAGUUCUUAGCAAUGCAUAUCUACUCACAAAAAUAAUUUUUUUAUAUAUUUACGGUAAAAUUUACAAAAUAUCUUCAUGGAACAUAAUCUUUACUUAAUAUCCUAAUGAUUUUUGGCAUAAAAGAAAAAUCGAUAAUUUUGACCCAUACAAUCUAUUGUUGGCUUUUGCUACAAAUAUACCUGUACGACGUAUGACUAGUUUUGUGGUCCAGGGUUACAAAUAGUAUUUUUAAUUGUUCUAAACAAAUCAAAUUUAUGCAAUUUUGCCUAUAAGGUAAACAUAUAUGUUAGGAUGUUUAUAUUUUUUUAAUAGAAACAAAUAGGCCUUAUUUUUGCAUGGUAAAUUAUUGACUAACUCAUCACUGACAAAACAUUUUAAAAAUAAAACGUGUAUCUUACUGUUUCCUUCAAACUCUAUCCUUCAAAUGAUGGUAUUUUUUUAUGAUAUUGGAAAGACCACGAGUCAUUAGACUGUCUGUCUGUACAGUAUGUGCAGCAGAGGUUGUACAUACUGUCAUCGGACUUAUUCAAACCGGCCAAUGGACUGUUCAAUCACCAAGCGAGUGUCAUUAUGCCAUUAUGUUGCUACGCCAUCUGCUUAGACUGAGUGAAGUGAAAUUAAAGAAAUUAAAGCAGAAUUAUCAUGCGCCAAGCAAUCUUCGCUAGUUUAAACAUUAAAAUACAGCAUGCCAGAGGAACUGUUCAAAAGCAGUCCACUACAUGUACAUUUAAAUUAUAUAAAAAUGUUGUAACUUCUGGAUAAUGAUUUCAUGUAAUUUCAGUGCUUAAUGAGAGUGGCAUAUUUAAUCUAAAUGUAGAAAUGGAAAUGUUCAAAUGGAAAACAGAUUUAAAAUAGUUGUUUACUUCAUUAGGCUACUUCGCUCACUUCAAUAAAAGAGUGUGUAUGCAUGGUCUAGAGUGUCCGUACGGCGUGCAC